GCCUAGAUAUUCACAAUGCAACAGAGCUAUUUGAUCCUCCUCGUGGCGCUCAGCUUCCUUCUGGCUGUGGGUGAUGCUGCUUACUGUGGCGGUUGCAUGGAAAGCAAGGUGGCCUGCUAUAACCGCACCCACUACAGGGUGUGCGUCAACAAUGCGCCCAUUGAGGGCGGCGGCCUCCUCUACUGCGGCUCCGGCAAGAUCUGCACCGAUAUGAUGGAUUUCUGCUGGCAAUCGCUCCCUAACGAUGGAAUUGAGCCAGUUUGUGACACGUACAAAGUGAACUGCAGAAAGUGCGAUUACAACCAGAUGUUCGUCUGCACCAGUCGCACCACCUUCCAGUUGUGCUCCGGCUAUGAGAUGAGCCCCCAGGUCAAUUACUGUCCAGAGGGCACCGUCUGCUCCAUCGAUUCCGGCGACUUCUGCGUGAAGCCCUGCAAGCUUCCGUAUGGCAGAUACGAGUGUGAUAGGUUAGAGCCCGUUAAUUAGUUUUUGUCAAUUUCCUAAUGUUUUU
Molecule: messenger RNA, 511 nt
Organism: Drosophila arizonae
Lineage: Eukaryota; Metazoa; Arthropoda; Insecta; Diptera; Drosophilidae
Source: RefSeq, a predicted model, not a curated record